This is a messenger RNA of Laccaria bicolor S238N-H82, 4560 nucleotides long. RefSeq lists its product as uncharacterized. Gene Ontology annotation, molecular function: protein binding. The coding region runs from base 1 to 4560 and encodes 1519 amino acids. The transcript is spliced from 13 exons. Lineage: Eukaryota; Fungi; Basidiomycota; Agaricomycetes; Agaricales; Hydnangiaceae. The record is from RefSeq and is a predicted model, not a curated record.
AUGUCGGCGGAUCCAGCGUGGUCCGACACGCUUUCAUUCAAUACCUCACAAUCAUCCGAUCUAAUUUGUCGGGUUUACAAGACUCCCCGUCGGAUUGGCCGGGCCUUUGCUCAUGGGAAUGAACUUAUAGGAAUAAUGAAAGAAGAAAUUCUCUUGCUGCUCGGGGGAGCUUCGUCUAAAGAAAUUAGUCGCCUUCUGAAUAAGCCAAGUGACCCAGGCUUGCCAAUGGGAAACACCAUCAUUGAGUUCUCUAUAUCCACUUUGGAACAUAGCUUUCCAAUCUUGAGCCCAAUUCUUUCUAUGGCUGCUGAUCCCACAACUCAAGCUAUUUUGGAUAUCAGUCCUGCUUUAGAACUGGCUGAGGUUGCUCAUAUGAAGAUGAAAACUGGCCCUCAGAAUACUGUUUCUGCUCUUAACAUUGGUGUUGAUAUAGUUGCUUCAGACUCUUUCUCUACCAACUAUGGUUUGCUUGUUGAGCAUAUUCAAGCUUUCAUUAGAAUUGCAGACAAGUUAUCAGAGUUUCACCCAUAUAUCAAGGCUGCAUGGGGCAUACUGUCUGUCAUUCCCAAGAUUGACUGUGAUGGUAAAAUUACUGAUCUUGUCCAAGAUAUGCAAGCCUUGUAUGCAUUCCUCAAAGGAACAGAUCCAUCCAAGUAUGAUGAACCACAGAGGAAGAUUGUCACAUCUUUAGCCCAGCAAACCAUAGAAUGUGGCUAUUUCAUUCGCCAAUAUGCUAGUGAUCCCAACUUUUGGAAGAGAACUGGAAAGAAUUUAAUCUCAGAUGCAGACCAGAAAAUUGAAAAUUUCCAGGAUCAAUUCAAGAAGUUGAAAUUGGCUUUUACUCAGCAUGCUGUUUGUGAGACCCAACUUAUAGUUCUGCGAGUUGUCAACACUGUGGACAAACUGGAUGCAACUGCAGAUCUCAAGGACAUGUACUAUGCUAAGAAUGCUCGGUUUGAUUCAGACAAGCAGUGUCUUCCUGGAACUCGUGUAGCCUUGAUUGAUGAACUGACAGACUGGAUAAAUAGCCCAGAUGGUGAGGGUACACCUCGCAUACUCUUCUUUAGUGCUGCUGCAGGGUUUGGAAAAUCAGCCAUUGCUCAUACCAUUGCUAAGCAUUUUCACAAUCUGGGUCGUCUGGGAUCUUCAUACUGUUUUGAUCGAGCUGAUCAGGCAAAUCGAAGCAUAAGAUAUCUAUUCAGUACUAUCUCUCAGGAUCUUUCUGAUCUAGAUGCUGCCUGGAAAUCUGCUCUGUGCUCUGUUGUUACUGGAAAUCGUGCUUUGUGCUCUACUUCGGCAGUAAAAGAGCAGUUUGACAACUUCAUUGUAAAGCCUGCUGCAGCUUUGACUACUGUGGGGCCUAUUGUCAUUGUGAUUGAUGCUCUGGAUGAGAGUGGUAGUCACAUUGAAAGAAAACCACUAUUAGAUAUACUUAUUGGCAGAGCUGCAGAGUUACCUAAAAACUUUCGGAUUCUGAUUACUACACAUCUUGAACCUGAUGUUUCUAAGGCUCUUCAGCCAGUAUACCAACAUUCAUAUAUCAAGCACAAGCAUGUGGAUGCUGCAGAAAUGGAGAAUAAGCUUAAUGAGCUUGAUCUUUCUCUUUACAUUGAACAUAAGCUGUCAGACAUAAAAUCUGGGCUUGAAGCCAGAUGGCCAAAUCAUGAAUGGUGCAGUCUGCUUGUGAAAAGUUCAGAAGGCCUCUUUCAGUGGGCAGCUGUUACAUGUCAUUAUAUUAUGAAUCCAUAUGGAGGCAAGCUUCCAUAUGAGCAUCUGGAAUCUUUUCUUGAGACCAGAAGUGGCUUAGAUAAUCUGUAUCAUGAAGUUCUCAAUCAAGCUUUUCAAGGAAAUGAUUCAAAAGCCAUGAACAGAUACAGAUCAGUUAUGGGAAGAAUUUUAACAGCAAAAGAACCACUACCUUUAUCAACUUUGUCAAAAAUGCAUGUAGACAAACCAGCAUGGAUGGAUGAGAUAAAGGCAAUAAUUGGACCAUUGGGUUGUUUGCUUUCUGGGAUCAAUGCGAAUGAUGUUGCAAUAAAGCCAUUGCAUAGCUCCUUUUAUGACUACCUCACAUGCAAUUCACGAAGUGGGGAAUUCUUUAUCAAUAUUGAUGAGGCUGAGAAAGAAUUUGCUAUCACAACUCUACACAUACUUAGGACAGAGCUUCACUUUAACAUAUGCCAACUGCCUACAUCAUAUAAAGCAAAUGAUGAUCCUGAAAUUAAUAUACUGGGGAAAGUCAAAGAAAAGGUCUCAUCUCAACUGAUUUAUGCAUCCUAUUUUUUUGCAGCCCAUCUUUUGUGGGUGACAUCUAGUAUUGAAGUUCUGGAAGGUCUUCACCACUUUCUAUAUAAUCAAUUUCUCUAUUGGUUAGAAGUGUUGAGUGUUACAAGUAAAGUAAAUAUUGCACAUGACAUACUUUCUUCAUUAUUACACUGGAAAAAGACAGAUGUAAAUGCCAGAAUGUUCAUUGAGGAUGCUAUGAAGGUUGUAACCACCUUUUUUGAACCUAUAGCUCAUAGUGCACCUCAUAUAUAUAUAUCUGCUCUGCCAAUGUUGCCAAGCACCUCUGUGAUUGCAAAAAUGUAUUCUUGUCACUUUACUCAGGUAGUCCAUGUGACAAGAGGAGAACAGAAAAUAUGGCCAUCCAUCAGUAGUAUUUUGCAAGGCCAUGUGGGGGAAGUUUUGUCUGUAGCAUUCUCACCUGAUGGAAAGCACAUAGUUUCAGGGUCAUUUGACAGAACUAUCAGAUUAUGGGAUCCACAAACAGGAAAGCUUGUCUUAGAUCCAUUUGAAGGCCACACAGACCAUGUCACCUCUGUUGCAUUCUCACAUGAUGGAAAAUACAUAGUUUCAGGGUCAUGGGACAAAACUAUCAGAUUAUGGGAUGCAAAGACAGGAAAGCUUGUCUUAGAUCCAUUUGAAGGCCACACACAUUAUGUCACCUCUGUUGCAUUCUCACCCAAUGGCAAAUACAUUGUUUCAGGGUCAUUUGACAAAACUAUCAGAUUAUGGGAUCCACAGACAAAAAAGCUUGUCUUACAUCCAUUUGAAGGCCAUACACAUUAUGUCACCUCUGUUGCAUUCUCACCUGAUGGCAAAUACAUUGUUUCAGGGUCAUUUGACAAAACUAUCAGAUUAUGGGAUUCACAGACAAAAAAGCUUGUCUUACAUCCAUUUGAAGGCCAUACACAUUAUGUCACCUCUGUUGCAUUCUCACCUGAUGGAAAAUACAUUGUUUCAGGGUCAUUUGACAAAACUAUCAGAAUAUGGGAUUCACAGACAAAAAAGCUUGUCUUACAUCCAUUUGAAGGCCACACAUAUUAUGUCACCUCUGUUGCAUUCUCACCUGAUGGAAAAUACAUUGUUUCAGGGUCAUAUGACAACACUAUCAGAUUAUGGGAUCCAAAGACAGGAAAGCUUGUCUCAGAUCCAUUUGAAGGGUCAUGUGACAAAACUAUCAGAAUAUGGGAUCCACAGACAAAAAAGCUUGUCUUACAUCCAUUUGAAGGCCACACAUAUUAUGUCACCUCUGUUGCAUUCUCACCUGAUGGAAAAUAUAUUGUUUCAGGGUCAUCAGACAAAACUAUCAGAUUGUGGGAUUCACAGACAGGAAAGCUUGUCUCACAUCCAUUUGAAGGCCACACACAGGCUGUGACUCUGUUGCAUUCUCACCUGAUGGAAAAUACAUUGUUUCAGGGUCAUAUGACAACACUAUCAAAUUAUGGGAUACAAAGACAGGAAAUUUCAGGGUCAUGUGACAAAACUAUCAGAUUAUGGGAUUCACAGACAAAAAAGCUUGUCUUACAUCCAUUUGAAGGCCACACAGAUAUGUUGCCUCUGUUGCAUUCUCACCUGAUGGAAAAUACAUCGUUUCAGGGUCAUGUGACAAAACUAUCAGAUUAUGGGAUUCACAGACAAAAAAUUUCAGGGUCAUGGGACAAAACUAUCAGAAUGUGGGAUUCACAGACAAAAAAGCUUGUCUUACAUCCAUUUGAAGGCCACACAUAUUAUGUUACCUCUGUUGCAUUCUCACCUGAUGGAAAGUACAUUGUUUCAGGGUCAUGGGACAAAACUAUCAGAUUGUGGGAUCCACAGACAGGAAAGCUUGUCUCACAUCCAUUUGAAGGCCACACAGACCGUGUUGCCUCUGUUGCAUUCUCACCUGAUGGAAAAUACAUUGUUUCAGGGUCAUUUGACAAAACUAUCAGAUUAUGGGAUUCACAGACAGGAAAGCUUGUCUCACAUCCAUUCAAAGGCCACACAGACUGUGACACCUUGCCUGACAUCAUUUCCAAAUUAAAAGAUGACACCAAUAAAAUUUGCAAGGAUUGUUCUGAUAAAAAUGACUUUUCUAUUCUUAACCAAUCUCACCUCAAAUCCACUGGAUGGCUCUGCACACAUACAGAAGAUCUAUUACUUUGGAUACCACCUUGGCACAAAUCAGGCCUUCAAUGGCAACCCAGACAACAACUUGUCAUUGGAACCUAUACUGCAAAGCUUGUUUUUGAUGAAUUUGUAUCAGGAACUGACUGGCACUUGUGCAAGACCUUUCCAUAG